Cooperia oncophora is the source of this 468-nucleotide messenger RNA. NCBI's taxonomy places the organism in Eukaryota, Metazoa, Nematoda, Chromadorea, Rhabditida, Trichostrongylidae. The record is from the annotation of a GenBank genome assembly.
AUGCAUCCGGCGUCAGUAGUGUACGUAUUUGCCGACUCCUCCUCGUCCGAUGGCACAUCGUUCAAUCCGAAACUGUCAUCUUCCUCGCCCGAAAUGAUGGUCAUACAGCGAAUGUUGGCGUGGAGGAACAGAUUGGCAAUAUUUCUCUCCGAAACGGACUCUUCUCCUAUGGACUAUUUCGGCGAUUACUUCGAUGUUUUCCGGCGUCUCGUAAAAGCAACGCAAGGAGAUCUCAUCGUGUUUGAGAAAACCAGCUUAACAAACAUGGUCGACCGACUACUUCCGUAUUACUACCAAAUGGAAAAUAUGGCUGCACUGUACGGUGUGAACCCGCAGAAUGAUGUGGAGAUAUCUAUCAGAGCCGACUACCCUAAUCAAAUUGUCUAUAUUUUAAUAACAGCGGAAAAUGCUACAGGUAUGUGUGCAGUAAAACAUGCGGAAAUAUGUAUUUUGUUCACUGCGACGUGA